Molecule: messenger RNA, 540 nt
Organism: Durotheca rogersii
Lineage: Eukaryota; Fungi; Ascomycota; Sordariomycetes; Xylariales; Xylariaceae
Exons: 2
Coding region: 1-540 (179 amino acids)
Biological process (GO): protein phosphorylation
Molecular function (GO): protein kinase activity; ATP binding
Source: RefSeq, a predicted model, not a curated record
AUGCGAAAUGCGAUCAAGGCACACCAGUCCCUCUACGCCAUUGGCGGCGUUCUCCACCGCGACAUCUCGCCAAACAACGUUAUUGUUACGGAGCCUGAAACGGCAGAUGGCUUUGAAGACAUGCUUAUCGACCAAGACUUGGCCGAAGUGAGAGACAACGGCCUGAGCGGAGCGGAACACCGGACUGGCACGAUACCGUUAAUGGCUAUAGAGGUGCUCCGCAAGGCCAGUCACACCUGCCGCCAUUAUCCAGAGUCGUUCUUCUAUGUCCUGCUUUGGGAGAUUGGAACAUUUGAAGAAAUAGCGGACACUAAGGUGGGUAAUAUGACUGAGAACGGACUCAAAGUAAUUAUGCGCCACUUUCCAAGGUCGUUGGAUGCUAUCAAGCCACUAUGUCUGAGGAUCGGGAAUAUCCUCUUCCCCAUCGAGAAUAGAAGGAUAAAAGUCGGAACCCGCGCAGGAGACCCAGACCAACUUUACGGACCCAUCAUAGCAGCAUAUGACGGCGCUAUCAGCGGUCUAUCAAGUACAAGCAUGUGA